CUCAGCCGGUGCGCCCCUCCCAGCAGCGUCUCUACCCCACGGCUACCGCCAUUUGCUGUCCUCCAGCCGACUGUCCACCUCCGCCAUGCCAGCGCUCCUGGUAGAUACUAGUACGCCGUCUACCUCGCCCAGCAGCUCCUCAACUCCCUCAGACCAGCGCACCCAGCGGCGGUCGCAGUCGCGCUCGCCCAACCGCCCGCCCGUGUCGCCUAUCACACCGACUGUUGCCGCUGCACAGCUUGCCCGUCCGGAGCCCCAGGACGCGCGACCACGUGUCGCACCCCCGCCGCCCCCGCCGACUGCUACCUUCAUACAGCAGCCGCCCUCUGUGCCCAUUUCCGAGAGCGAAAACCCCGAUGCGAUAGCACUCCGCUCUGCCAUCUCGCUGUUGCAGCUGCAGCGCGAGAAGAGCAAGCGCGACCUCAAGGCCCUCGAAGAGCUCAGGGCCGCCGCCGUCUCAGACCCGCAUGCCUUUGUGCGCUCUCUGCAGGAGCAGCGCAAAGAUGCCGCGGGCAAGCCUGUUGAUGUGCUCACGCCUACGCUGGCCGAUAUAGGCGAGGCAGCCGCGAGGGAAGGCGUGGAGAGCUCGUAUGGCGAGAGCGGGGCGGCGCGAAAGGACUCAGCAGCAGUAGAGGGAUCACUCAAGGAGGCCACCAAAUUCCCUGCCGUCCCCCAACCCCAGAACAUCGUAAGAUGUCCGCCCGUCAACUGGGCAAAGUACCACAUUGUCGGCGAGCCGCUGGACAAGCUACACGACGAGCAGAAGCGGUAUCCGGGCUCGAGCGAGCCACCGCGCACGCAGUCAGGAGCAAGAGCGCCACCCCACCGCGUUGCUGCCCCAUACUCGCCGUUCACCGAUGGCAUCGGCGGGCCUCCUGUUCCUCAACCAUGGCGGGGCCCCAAGAAGUCCAAGUCGCCAUCUUGACACAUCUUCAGUCAACUUCCAGACCCUCAGACUAUUACUAUUGCACACCACUCUAGGUGCGACAUUCGAUCCGCCCCAAAAGCAAAGACGGAGCACAGGCUGCUCCUUUACGAGAUACGUUUCCACGGUCCCUCAACGAUAGACGCCUUACGAUAGAUUCCACGCACAUCCUUGUAGAUGCAGCGCAGAAUACAUACUUACCAAAUAUAGCACUGCAUA
Paraphaeosphaeria sporulosa is the source of this 1144-nucleotide messenger RNA. RefSeq lists its product as uncharacterized. Lineage: Eukaryota; Fungi; Ascomycota; Dothideomycetes; Pleosporales; Didymosphaeriaceae. The transcript has a single exon. Bases 86 to 925 code for a protein of 279 amino acids. The record is from RefSeq and is a predicted model, not a curated record.